CCUCCCGCCCCCUCCGCCUCCGCCCCUUUAACCUUUAGGGUGCACGGGCACAGAGUCCUUCACACUCUUUCCCCUUUCCCCCUCCCCUUUCCCCACCCCCCGUGCCCAAGUCUCCGGGCCGGAAGUGAAGAUGGCGGCUGCGGCGCCUUCUGGCGCGGCUUCAGCGGAGCUGGUGAUCGGCUGGUGCAUAUUCGGCCUCUUAUUACUGGCUAUUUUGGCAUUCUGCUGGGUAUAUGUUCGUAAAUACCAAAGUCAGCGGGAAAGUGAAGUUGUCUCCACCAUAACAGCAAUUUUUUCUCUGGCAAUUGCACUUAUCACUUCAGCACUUCUACCAGUGGAUAUAUUUCUGGUUUCUUACAUGAAGAAUCAAAAUGGUACAUUUAAGGUAAUUACUAUCGUACUUUAAGGUAAUUACUAUCAUACUUGUGAUUUUUUUUCCCCUUUCAAAUUCUUGGCAAAUAAGUGUUUAAGUUUAGUAGUCCAGUAUAUAUUGUGCUUCUGUUGUUGUGUCUGGGAAUCAGUGAGGGUGCACAUGCAGCACAGAGGCUAAGAAUGGGACAGCCAACAUGGAAGACUAGAAGUGAACUGGUACUGAUUCAACAACUCUGCAAGUGUGAAGAAUACCUUUUGUUAAUCCGAAAAUAUAUUAAGUAAUGCAGUAGGUUUUAUUUUGUAUCUCUCCUAGCUCCCUUGAAGUUUGAGUUGAUUUACAUUAAUGCAGUAAAUAAUUUACAAGGGCUUUUUUUAGUGGUGGAUCACAAUUGCAGUCUGUUUCACAUUGAGUACUUUGAGUCAGUAUGGUAUAUGGAAAAGACCACUAAGCUAGCUGGGAGUUACAAGACCUGAGUUCUAGACUUGACUCUACUAUCUAGGCUAUAUUUUGGUCAAAUUAGUUAAGUUUUCUAGACUUCAAGUUCUUCAUUUUUAAAAUGAAGGAUGUUGGACUGGAAGAUUUCUGAUUUCCUUUCCAAUUAUGCAAAUUAUUAUUUAAAACAUUUUUUUUAAAUGUUUGUUUAUUCUUUGAGAUAGAGAGAGAGAGAGAGAGAGCACGAGCAGGAGAGGGGCAGGGAGAGGGAGACACAGAAUCUGAAGCAGGUUCCAGGCUCCAGGCUGUCAGCACAGAGAUUAAUAAAACACAUGAAGCUGCUCUUUUCAUGGAGCUUACAUUCUGUAAGAUCAGGCCAACAGUAAACAGUCAAAACAAGUGAAUUUCAUGUUGAUACAUUCUGUGAGGAAAUAUAAUAGAUUGAUGUGAAAGUUUAAGUUGUGGGUAAUUCAGAUAGGGGCACAGGAAGGCCAGAUUGCUGGAACAGAUUACUUGAGAUGAGACCUGGAUAAGGAGAAGCCAGUCAGGUGAAGAACCAGAGGGAAAAGCCUGUGGGGAGAGGAAACAGCAAAUACAGAAGCUCGAGAUGAGUUUGGCCUAUUUGUGGUAUUGUGGUGUUGCACUUUGGUACUAGCUGAGAUUAAGACGAGGCCUGGUGGAUUGUUUAUGACCUUAAGUCAUGUUAAUAGAACUGUAUUUUGGACAAAUUACCUUCAAAAUGCCUAUUGUAUAUAUAAAAGUGGAGGUAUCAAGUUGGGAGUUGGAAGUGUUGUUGAGAGGUGUAGGGAGAGGGGUAGAGAAGUGACCGCUGGCUUUGGUCAGUGGUAAGCAAGGAACAAGAUAGUUUCAGUGGAGCACAUGGGUGGUCAGGUUGGAGUGGGUUAACUCUGGAUGGGAGGUGAGGAAGUGGUGAUAGGGAAUGAGGAAAACUUUUUGAGAACUUUUCCUAAGGGAAAAGUUUCCCUUUUCCCUUUUCCUCCUAAGGGAUUAGGAGGUGGGAUCAAGAGAGGUGUUAUUUGUGGUGGUUAUGCGUAUUAUCCCUGUGCUUGAUGGAAGUUACUAGAGUUGGUAUACUUUAGGAUUCAGUACAGUGGGAGAAAUUUUUGAGAGGGAAGAUAGGAUAUCAUUGCAGGGACAGUGUUCUUGAGAAAGCAGAGGAGUUGGAGAUCUAAAUGUGAAAGGAUUGGCCAUAAAUAGGACUAUAGGUACUUGGCUGGAGGAAGGACUAACAUUUGAAUACAGAUGGAGGUAGGUGUUAGAUUUGGUAGUAAGUUGAGUAAGCUCCUGUCUUACGGCUCCAAAUUAUUUUAGGGAACUCCAAGUCAGCACUUUUUAGGCAUUGACAUUUUGUGCUGGUUUAUCUUUGUUGUGGGGGUUAUCCUGUGCAUCAUAGACAGUUAACACAUCUUUGCUUCUAUACACAAAUGCCAGUAGCACACUGACACUCCCCCCUACCCCCUGGGUCUCCAUUGCCAAAUGCCCAUGGGAGCCAGAGUCACCCCUGAAUAAAAACUACGGCCUAAGGUAAGAAUACCAGGUAAAAUCGAGGUGGGUUGUGUAGUUUUGGGUUGGGCUGAUCAUUUCAAAGUGUCAUCUUGAAGAAUAGAAAGAAAAGUUUACAUACAUGAUCCACUAUAUCUUUGUUCUAUGGAAUUUCUAUUUUCCUUUCAUCUCAAGUGGUCUUUAAUAUUCUCUAGUAUUAGUUCUUGGGUCUUCAAUGACUCUGUAGUUUCUUUUGGUCUCUACCUUGGGAGGCAGUGGUCUACAAAAUGUAUCAAGGGCAUAGCGGUUCUCAAAAUGUAAAAGAAGGAAGGUUUCAUAAACUAAGCUCUUUUGACAGUAUAUACCUUGGAGGCAAAACUGUAUAAAAGCCAUAUGCACUAAUAGUACUGGAAUGAUGUAUAUUUUACACAUAUUUUUAGCUUUAAAAUAGUAACAGAAAUAUUUUCUUCU
Panthera uncia (snow leopard) is the source of this 2779-nucleotide messenger RNA. RefSeq names its product LMBR1 domain containing 1 (gene LMBRD1). The record is from RefSeq and is a predicted model, not a curated record. The coding region runs from base 131 to 406 and encodes 91 amino acids. Gene Ontology annotation, cellular component: vacuolar membrane. NCBI's taxonomy places the organism in Eukaryota, Metazoa, Chordata, Mammalia, Carnivora, Felidae. Gene Ontology annotation, biological process: protein localization to vacuole. The transcript has 2 exons.